Phragmites australis (common reed) is the source of this 2024-nucleotide messenger RNA. Its product is annotated as phosphatidylinositol 4-phosphate 5-kinase 4-like. Gene Ontology annotation, biological process: phosphatidylinositol metabolic process. The coding region runs from base 391 to 1533 and encodes 380 amino acids. Lineage: Eukaryota; Viridiplantae; Streptophyta; Magnoliopsida; Poales; Poaceae. The transcript is spliced from 8 exons. The record is from RefSeq and is a predicted model, not a curated record. Gene Ontology annotation, molecular function: phosphatidylinositol kinase activity.
ACGAACCCGGGAGAGCACACAGCUCGGCGGGGCGGGCAGCGAACGGGCGCGCGAGCUCGGCGUCGUGGCGGAGCAAAUCUUCCGGAGUGGGAGGGGGGAGAGAAAGUUAGAAAAGAUCCGAAUUUGUGGGGGGCGGUGGUCUCUGGAUGGGGACAACACGUGCGGCAUUGCGGAGGGGACGAGGUGGAGGCGGAGGUGCCGGUGCGAGGGCCGCGGGGGUGGAGGAGGGCGACGGGGAGGCGCGCCAAGACGGUGAGGGUGGAGGACGCCGGCGAGGGGAGGGGGCUGCCGCCGCCGUCGCCGGCGACGGGGCCGCACGCCGUCGGCAGGUCGCGCGGGGCGCGGCGGCAGGGCGAGACCAUCGCCAAGGGCCACAAGAACUACGAGCUUAUGCUCAACCUGCAGCUCGGCAUCAGGCACGCAGUAGGAAAGCAAGGUCCGAUUACUCUUGAUCUUAAAUCAUCAGCUUUUGACCCGAAGGAGAAAGUAUGGACAAGGUUCCCACCGGAAGGCUCAAAAUACACCCCUCCACACAAUUCUUGCGAUUUCAAGUGGAAGGAUUACUGCCCACAAGUAUUCCGGACACUGCGCAAGUUGUUCAAGGUUGAUGCAGCAGACUAUAUGUUAUCCCUUUGUGGAGACCAGGCUCUCCGGGAGCUCUCGUCUCCUGGUAAGAGUGGAAGUUUCUUUUAUCUCACGAGCAAUGACCAGUAUAUGAUAAAGACAAUGAAGAAAGCUGAAGUAAAGAUAUUUCUGAAGAUGCUUCGAGCUUAUUAUAAUCAUGUCCGGGCAUUUGAGAACACUCUAGUCACCAAGUUUUUCGGUCUUCACUGUGUCAAACUAGCUGGUGCUAAUCAAAAGAAGGUUCGUUUUGUCAUAAUGGGAAAUCUGUUCUGCUCUGAUUACUCAAUUCAUAGGCGAUUUGACCUGAAAGGUUCAUCCCUUGGACGUACAACUGACAAGCCACAAACAGAGAUUGAUGAGUACACUACUUUGAAGGAUCUUGAUCUCAACUUUAUAUUUCGGUUACAGAAACAAUGGUAUCAAGAGUUUCAAAGACAAGUGGACAGGGACUGCGAAUUUCUCGAGCAGGAAAAUAUCAUGGAUUACAGUCUCUUGGUUGGUCUACAUUUUAGGGAUAGAAGGGAUAGGCUAUUGACUGGAGGUUCAUUUGAUAGUGACAGCAGCAGAGGAUCAUCACCUCACCUGUCUAGAGGAGAUACGGAUCCAAACAGGUUAGCCAAGAUAAAACUUGGGUCAAACAUGCCAACAAGAGCUGAACUGACACUACGAAAGAGUGAUUGUGAUUCCCAGAUUAUUGGAGAGCCUACUGGGGAGUUCUACGAUGUUAUAUUGUAUUUUGGGAUUAUAGACAUACUUCAAGAUUACGAUAUCAGCAAAAAGCUUGAGCAUGCAUACAAAUCAUUCCAGUAUGACCCAACAUCUAUCUCGGCAGUAGACCCAAAACAGUACUCAAGACGCUUCAGAGAUUUUGUAUACAAAGCGUUCCAAGAAGAGAAGUUAGAGUUCUGAAACACAUUGAAACUUGAUAGCUACCGUAGCCGCUGACAUGGAUAUCGGUGUUAAACUGUCCAAACAUGGUGCUGCUCACAUUGCAGCAGAGCUUUUGGUGACUCUACUUGCUACGUGCAUAUCAUCAUUUGUCCACUGCAGUGCACUUCAGUAGAAGCCAUCAGGAUGAUCAAGCCCCUGCCUGCGGAGAGGAAUUCAGAUGGCUCUCAUGUAGAAAUAAGGCUCCAAUUGAGAUAGCGGUGCAUUUCAAUAAGCAGGUUCAACAAUAUUUUUUUCAUAAAAUAGUUGUUUGGCAAACGGUUAGCAAAAAUCUUUCACACAACUGCUAUAUUACAUUGCACAGUGUAGCAUAGCGCAGCAAAGCGAAGCUAUGCCUAAAUACAUGCAUAUAGAAAUCACUGAUAUUAGUGUAGAAGCUGACUUGAAGAACCAACCUACAGAGAAAUUUGUAACGACAGUUCAGAGAUGUAAAUCUUUUUACAUGAGGUAAC